AUGUCUAUGUUAGUUCCUGGCUAUCUUGAUCUGGUUGUGCUCGUUUCUGAUGGUGAUACCUUGGUUUCUGGGGUAGACUUCAUGGCUCCUAAGCGCCUUUGCAUUAAUGCCUAUUAUGACAAACCUAUGGAGACCAGUCUAGUGGGGUCUCCAGGGAACCUUCCUUAA
This is a messenger RNA of Prunus armeniaca (apricot), 168 nucleotides long. Lineage: Eukaryota; Viridiplantae; Streptophyta; Magnoliopsida; Rosales; Rosaceae. The record is from the annotation of a GenBank genome assembly.